AUGGCUUAUAUGCUCAAGAACACCAGGAGUAUCGACUUCGUUGGUCGGGAGAAGCUCCGGAAAAGAUGUCCUCUUCGUGAUGAUUUGAUUGCCGAGAUCCUCUCCUACCGCCCGGCGAAGACCUUCGUUAGGCUCCUCUCUGUUUGCAAGACCUUCCACCAAUUGUCGUUCGACUACCAUUUCCACCAUUUGCAGUCGUACCACAACACGACCAUCUCCGGCUUCAUAGUCGAGUAUCAUGGCACCAACCUAUCCCUCCUCAAAGUUGACCCCUGCACCGGCGUGCCCAAAAGCAGCCUCGAAUUUCUUAGGAAUAGCAACGCCACAAUCCUCGGGUCUGCCGGUGGCCUCAUCUUCGUCUUGCAUGGGAACGAGGGAUCGUCCGAUGCUACUACUAGUAGCAUAUUUGUCUACAACCCAGCUCGUAGAACUCGGUGUCGUCUCCCCACCCCAUCGGGCGUGCGUUUGAUGGGUGGCAUCGCGGUGAAGUUCACGGACGAUAGUGACGUGGUGACAGAAGCCUACAAGCUAGUCUACCUCUCACCGACCUGGGAAUGGAGCGUGUUGCACCACUGCCUGGUCUACGACUCAGCGACUAGGGCAUGGACGAUGGACAAGGAGCUCAACCUGGGAGCGAGGGAACUAAACUACGAGCAUCCGGUGGUCUGCGGAGAUGUUGUAUUCUGGGCAUCAGACUGGCGAUCGUGCACGAAGGUUGACCCGUACGUCGUCGCCUUCGAUGUGAGAGAGGAGUGUACACAAAUCAUCCAUCUACCGAAAGAAGCAGCCAUCUGCUGCGACGACACAAUUGGGAUAGCUACGUGGGAGGGGAACUCGUUGUGCCUGAUCCAUUACCGCAUGCUUUCUUGUGGGUUCACUCUGUGGCUUCUGAGGAAGGCGAGAGACGGUGCGACAGGAUGGGUGAAGGCAAAUGAGAUAAGCUUGGCCGAGAUGGGGCUCAAGAAUAGAUGCUUCGUAAGCUCCGUUAUGCUGUGUAAGGUGGCGAAGACGGUGCUACUUGUUUUCACCAUCAUUAACAAGGCAUACAGUUGUGAGCAAUACGCUUCGGCCAUGCGGCCAGCAAGAGGAGCCGUUGUGAGCAAUCUGAAGAAACUUUUCCUUUUCCCUUUUUUUCUGCUUCUGCUAUAUAAUAGUAUCAUAUCCUCGGAUCAACCUUUUAUUGAGUAA
This is a messenger RNA of Musa acuminata AAA Group (dessert banana), 1188 nucleotides long. RefSeq lists its product as uncharacterized. The transcript has a single exon. The record is from RefSeq and is a predicted model, not a curated record. Bases 1 to 1188 code for a protein of 395 amino acids. NCBI's taxonomy places the organism in Eukaryota, Viridiplantae, Streptophyta, Magnoliopsida, Zingiberales, Musaceae. Gene Ontology annotation, molecular function: protein binding.